This is a messenger RNA of Mauremys mutica (yellowpond turtle), 1075 nucleotides long. RefSeq names its product olfactory receptor 1052-like. NCBI's taxonomy places the organism in Eukaryota, Metazoa, Chordata, Testudines, Geoemydidae. Bases 134 to 1075 code for a protein of 313 amino acids. The record is from RefSeq and is a predicted model, not a curated record. Gene Ontology annotation, biological process: sensory perception of smell; G protein-coupled receptor signaling pathway. The transcript is spliced from 2 exons. Gene Ontology annotation, cellular component: membrane. Gene Ontology annotation, molecular function: odorant binding; olfactory receptor activity; G protein-coupled receptor activity.
CACAAACAUGAGCUAGUUCUGAGUCAUUAAAUCGACAUGCAGAAAUUUCCUUCAUUAUGUGAUAUAUAGGAGAAGACAAUAAAGAAAUGGAAACUUGAGCCAGAUAAUGUAGAUAACAAGGAAGUUAACACGAAUGAUUGGAGACAAUCACACCACAGUGACCAAGUUCAUUCUCGUUGGAUUAACAGAUCGUCUGGAGCUGCAGGCCCCGCUCUUCGUCACGUUUUUUCUCAUCUAUCUCAUCACCCUGAUGGGGAAUAUAGGGAUGAUCUUGGUAAUUCAGAUCGACCCCCAACUCCACACGCCCAUGUACUUCUUCCUCUGCAACUUGUCUUUCUUAGAUGUCUGCUAUUCCUCCACCAUUGCUCCCAAUAUGUUGGCCAAUUUCUUAGUGGAGAGCAAAGCCAUUUCUUAUAGCGGGUGCAUUAUGCAAUAUGGCUUCUUUGUUGUGUUUGUCACCACUGAGAUCUUCCUCCUGGCUGUGAUGGCGUAUGACCGUUAUGUGGCCUUCUGUAACCCACUGCUCUACAUGGUCACCAUGACCAAGAGGGUCUGCAUAACGCUGGUGGUUGGGUCGUAUUUCUCGGGCUUGAUUAACUCUUUGAUAAACACAAGCAGUUUGCAGAGAUUAUCCUUUUGUGAUUCCAACAUCAUCAAUAACUUUUACUGCGAUCUCACCUCUCUCCUGAAACUCUCCUGCAGUGAUGUCUCUGUCAACGAGAGGCUACUCUUUACCUGUGGCAGUUUGUUUGAAAUGAGCACAUUUCUGAUCAUCAUCAUCUCGUACAUUCUUAUUGUAAUUGCAGUGCUGAGGAUCCGUUCUGUCCAGGGCAGGCAUAAAGCAUUUGCCACCUGCGCCUCCCACCUGACAGCUGUGACUAUAUUCCAUGGAACCAUUUUUUUCAUGUAUUUGCGACCCAGCGCCAGCUACUCACUGGAUACAGAUCAAAUAGCCUCUGUGUUCUAUACGAUAGUGAUCCCCAUGUUGAACCCCCUGAUCUACAGCCUGAGGAACAGGGAUGUGAAAUGUGCUGUAAGGAAAAUGCUAGGUAGAAAAGUGAUUAUUACUCAGUGA